Messenger RNA from Trypanosoma cruzi, 1906 nucleotides. RefSeq lists its product as uncharacterized. Gene Ontology annotation, cellular component: intraciliary transport particle A. Gene Ontology annotation, biological process: protein localization to cilium; intraciliary retrograde transport. NCBI's taxonomy places the organism in Eukaryota, Euglenozoa, Kinetoplastea, Trypanosomatida, Trypanosomatidae. Gene Ontology annotation, molecular function: protein binding. The record is from RefSeq and is a predicted model, not a curated record. The transcript has a single exon. The annotation marks the transcript as partial.
GGUGGCUCUCGUGUCACAGAAGGCGGCCAAUGGGAGCGCUGUCCACAUGCAGAAAAUGCCGAGGUGUGAAACAGAGAAAGCCAUUGCUGCCUACGAGAGAGCAAAAGCGAUGGACCCAGAAAACGCCGAGUUGGCCGUCCGUAUCGGACGCGCACUUGUGUCAACGCAUGACUAUCAACGUGCCGUUCGCUACUACCGUGACGCGGUUGCUUCAGAUGGGGUAAAUUUUACUGUUCUUGCCGAUCUUGCGACGCUCUAUUGGCGCCUCGGUGCCCCAGAUCACGCCAUUUCGUUGCUGACAGAGGCUCCGGCGCAUCAGAGUGAACCGGAUGUUGGGGAAACUGUCGAGCGUGCUAUUGAGCGCGUCAACUGUACACUGCUCAUGUGCAAGAUUUACCGGGACUCCCAGAAGCCAGAUGCUGCGACUGAAGCACUGCUUCGAGCGCGCGGUUUUCAGGAGCAUGUUUUGCACCACAUGAUGCGCAGCGAGACGCAAGAGACGAUUUAUCAGCAGAAGAUUGUCGCUGCAACCAUUGCGCUUGAACUGGGCGGAUAUUAUGCUUCUAUCGGCGACGCACAACGUGCAAAGGAAUUUUACCAAGAGGCGAGGAUGUACGAUGAAUCAAACGAAGAAGUUCUACUGGCAAUUGCACGGUUACUUCUUGAUGGUGGCGACGCAACUGCAUGUGAGGAGCAAUGCAAUGCCGUUCUUCGUAUUAGCCCCAAGUCCGAGGAGGCGGUUGUAAUACUUGCAGAUGUCAUGAUUCGCCAGCACCGUUUUGAUGAUGCGGCCCAACACUUUAGUCAAAUUUUGGAUGAAACCCCGGACAACUACAAGGCGUUGGUGCAAUAUGUGCGGUUGCUGCGCCAUGCCGGACGCCUUGGUGACGCAGAGAAGGUACUUGAACGAGCGGAGGAGCUCUUGCCGCUGGGUCAGCGACAUCCAUCGGGAUUGAGCUUUGCGCGAGGGUUGUACCAUCGUUAUUGCUACGAGAAUCUAGAGGCUCUCCGAGCCUUUAAUGCCGCACGGCUUCCUGUCGAUGACUCCCCGUGGAGUAUACCCGCAUUGACGAACAUGAUUGAGAUGUACCUCUUUUCAUCCAACGAGGAGCUGUGGGUUGACACCGUUCUGCGAGAUGAGGAUAAGAACGAAAAUGUUAGGAUUGCGGAGCGGUUGUUGCUUCAAAUGCCCGACGGGGAGUCGAGGGAUAUUCUUCAGGGUUAUUGCUGGAUGGCAAGCAAAAAGCGAUCCUUGGUGGAGCGGGCUAUAAAGGAGUUUAAGCAAAUUUGCGCCACGAGUGAGACGAUGCAACAGCACCAGGGGUCAUUCAAUGAUGAAAAGGAUGCCAAGGAAGAGGAGAAAGACGAGGAUGAACGACUGCUGAGUGAUGCCAACCGACCACCACAGGCUUCUGGCCGGCUGAAUGUCCCUGUCCGUGUUGGUUUGGCCAUAGCGUACUUCAUCGCGGGUCUUGAGAAGAAGGCGGCCGCCGAACUCAAGCGGAUUGUAUACAUGCCGUUUGACCCCAUCACAAUCGAUGCAGUUCACCGUGCUCGCCUGCUUGCUGCACACAUGAGCAUCCUCAGAGAAGAUCUCAAGAUGGCGCAGGGUAUUCUACAAAAGAACAUUGAGGUCAACAAGAGUUGUCCUCAGACUUGGCUUAUGAUGGGUUCCGUGCACGAAAUUGGGAUGAGUCAUGACGAGGCUGCCGAGUGCUACGAGAAUGCCUGGAAACUUACGAAGGAGCGUGACCCAUCGGUGGGGUACAAACUGGCAUUUCAUCGGAUGAAGUCGGGAAAGAUAGUCUCGGCAAUUGAUGUGUGCCGCAAAGUACUGGAGGUACAUCCCAGUUAUCCUAAAAUACAUGAGGUGAUGGAUGCGUGCUGCAGUCUUCUUCGUCCCUGA